GGAGACGAGGCAUUGAUGGAUCGUCCCGUCCGACUUGACUCGUCGACACCAAAAGCGCUUCGUCCCCACUCGCCACGCCCUCUCUCCCUGCUCCGCUGCGCCCUCUGCUCCCCGCACCACCAUUACUGCCACCACUCUCCUCGAUCCUCCCACCCGCGCCGCAUCCGUCCGCUAGCCGCCACUCGCCCAGCCGCCGCGCGCUCCUCCUCCUCCUCCCCCGGGGCCCGCCCACGCGGCGCCAUGGACGGCGGCGCGUGGCCCGCGCGGUGGCCGCCACCGUCUCCUCCUCCUCACCCGCCGCCGCCCCCGCCGCAGCAACCCUCCGCCGCCCUCUCGCCGCCGCCGCUGCCGAGACAGAUGGACGGCGCAAACCCGCGGUACCACCCGCGUCCUCUCGCCGCCGCCGCGGACAGAUCGCCGCCAAACCCCGCGCCGCGGCCGGAGCGACCGCCGCCAAACUCCGCGGCAACGCCAAGCCGCACGACGCCAACGCCAACGCCGGACCGAUUCCUGCUGAACCCAAACCCGUGGAGCUCACUCUCCGCCGGGCAGACCGCGAACGCGAAGCCCAAACCCGGUCCGACCACCGCCCCGCCGCUGCCCCACCCGCCCGGGGGGACCCACUACAGCCACCCCCAUCCCAGCAGCCAUGUGGCGGACCUCAAGGCCCUGCUCCACGGCACCAGCGCGAGCAAUGCCGCCGGCGCCGCCACCGACCUCGCUCGCCCUCAUUCCACUGCGGCGCCGCCGCCCGGGUACCCGCGGCACGGGCUGUCGGCUGGCAGCAGCGUCGGGCAGCAGUCGCCCUUGGGGGCGCUGUUCAUGAGCAGCAAGAGCUCGAAUGCGCAGGGCGCCUCGCCAGGAGAAGGCUCGGGUUCAGGGGUUGAUGGAGUGUCCCAAGGCGCCGUGCAGUUCCAGGAUCCAGGUGCGCGCGCGAUGCAGAAGUUGGCACCCAAACCGCCCCCUCGGCCCCGCCAGCCUGCGCUUCCCGGGGAUCGUAUCCGGGUCUCCUGCCUGAAUGUAGGUGGGGAGUUCUUCAUGGGUGAAGCUGGGCUUUUUGGAAUACUUUGCUCCUGUCAUCAGUUGAGGAUGUCUGUAGCUAAGUUCUGUGAGCAUGCAGGGGGGCCUGCUGAAAAGGCUGGUGAAAUUGUCCUCAUGGAAAAUGGGAUGAGUAUUGCACAUUGGUUCAAAUACUGUGUAGGGUGUCAUGUGAUUCUGUGUCCUAAGGGAUGCAGAGGAAUCAAAUCAAACAUGCGUUGGAAUAAUGAUUGUGGUGUUGGAGCAUAUGUUACUGACACUAAGUGGGACUGGCCAGAAUGGAUGUGUAUAGAUUAUUCUCCAGUGGGAUACAAGCUGAAAACUCUCCGUACGGGAAACAGUAGUAUGGAAAAAGUUGGGUUAUUCAGUGGAUAUGGAAAAAGCACUGGACCUAUGAACAGAACAAGUUACUCCAAUGAUCUGCACAAUAAGGGUAGAGAGUGCACUACUGUUGAGAAGAUGGUGAAUAAACGAGAUGAAACAUAUUGCAGGAGUGCUGAUGUGUCCACAUCUUUUACAAAGAAUUAUGCUUUACCUCAGAGUUCCGGAAUAAAUCUAGGGCUUGCUAAAAAACACACGGUUGAUGCAGUGAACCUAAACCAUUUUAGCAGGCCAACUUCAAGCCCAUAUUUUACAGCAAGCACGGGCGGACACUAUGAUGGAAAUCAUUUUGCACAUAAUUAUGCAAAUCUUUUGGAGAAAAACUUUGAUGUCUCUUUUCGCAAUCCAGCUCCAAGACCUGCAGGGGUUUUGAGCUACAAUAGUAGGGUACAAAGGCCUACUUUCCCCGACAAAAUACUCCAAGAUAGUUUGGGCAGUGCUUCAAACACUGAAUUGAAGCUUGGGCAAUCAUUUUAUCAUCAAUCUCUGACUUCCCUAUUUCCGUCCGUGCAGUCAACAGCAAUUGAUUUUCAGAAACCUCAGUCACAUCUGCCACUGAUAAGUCAAAAUCCCUGUCCAAGGCAAACAAUCAAGGUCAACAGAAGUAUAGGGGAGCAUACUAAACUACCUCUUGGUACAGGAAUUAACAAACAAUCAAUCGAAGUUGCUACUGGCAUCAGUUGUUCUGAAGGUGGCAAGCUUACAGAUGAUGCAGCCAAGAAUUCAUUUAUCUCGGUGUUUCUUUCACAUCUUGAGAGAAAUAGUGAAGCCAUUGAUGAUAUUCUCAACAACAGUGAGCAUAACCUUCCUAAGCCUUUGGAUGGUGCAUAUAGUUCUAAUCAUUCAAAAAUUGCAAGUAGACAAGUUGAGCCGAGGGUUAAUGGUAAUAAUUCCAAGUUGGCCUCUACCAGUAUUCAUACUAAAAGGAGUUCAGUUGGCGGAUCUCUUUCAAUGGCACCCAGUGGAUAUGUUUCAAACGUUUCACCUCUUGCAAAUAGUCAGGGACCUUUAGUACAUAGUGACUGCAGGUCAUAUGUGCUUCCUAGGCAACCUAAUGCUGGGAUCUCCAAAAUUUGUGCAGGGGUUUUGUGUCCUACAAAUUGCGGGAGUUGCAAUCGUGUGGGCAUAUCCCAUCAGAAUGCACAUGUGGAGACUGGGGCUCCCUGUCUCCCUGAUAAAUUGCCCAGGGGACACGGUACUUUUGAGUGUGUAGAUCACUUAUGCACACACAAAAGUUUGAGAGUUUCUGAAAUCAUCUGCCAGUGUGCAACUUCUUGUUCUUCAUCUAGGAAUUUUCUACCUAGUUUUGGAAUUGAUCAAACAGGAAAAUCAAUACAUCGAUGCUGUUACAAAGGCCAAGAAGAUGUUUCUAAACUUGGUUUUAGAGCCGGUGACUUUGGCCACCCUCAUUUUUCUAAUGAUGGUGCUCCAAUCCACAAACCUGCCAUUGCAGGGCUAGAUAAACUUUGUACAUGCUCCACUUUCAUGCCAAGGUCAUCGUUAUGUUCUAGAGAACAUAUGUUGCAGUCCUCUUGCCUUGAAUGCCCCCUUGAUGGGCUUCAUUACAGAAGUUCUAUGGGACAUACAACGAACAGUUUGACCAAAUACCCUCUGCUUGAUGCACUUAAUAAGAAAGAAGCAGAAGUCUGUUGCUGCUCUGUAGUCCCAAAAUGCUUGGCAGGUUGUGGCUUUGCAAAGCACUGCAAUGGCGGAAUUGACCAAAAUGGUAGUAAUGUACAAAAUUCCAAGCAUGAUGCACAACUGCCUUCAAGAUGCUGCACAUUAGGAGAGAGUGAAAAGUUAAGAUGCCAAUACUCAAGCAAUGAUCAAACAUCUUCCUUGAAAGAUGUAUCUAAUAAAACAACAAUCCAGCCUUGCAUUCCUAUAUCGGAGAGACUGAAGAAUGUAUCAGAAGAAUCAGUGACCAAGGUCAUCUGGCCUUAUAUAGCUGGAAAUGAGAAAAAGGGCUCCUGUAGAGGUCCUAGAGUAUGUAAAGAACAACUAAAGCCUGGUUUCUCCUCUGGGUCCUCCAGCGCUGUGGUUACGAAGUUUUCAGUAUCACCUGAAUGGAACAAUAUUUCCUCAUGUGUGGAUAAAUAUGGCGUUGAACGUGAAAAACUUGUGUUUGAUGAAGGAUCGAGAACUGAAAAGAGUUCGUCUUCAAGCUAUGUGCCUACCAUUACAGGCUGUGAAAAGUCCCUAAACAGUUCCUCUAGGUUUCACUUGGACACUUCUAAAGUAAAGAGAAAAUGUAAUGAGAUUUCUGACGGAGGUGCACUCAAAGGAAAUGAGAAGAAACAACUUUCUGAAGCAACAAAGAAAUCAAGAAGAUUGGAGUGUGCUGCAGAACAUUCAGAAUCAGAUGAUUCUACUAGGAAAAUUACUUUGCAGUCAUCCCAAAAUGGAGACCCUCAACCACAGAAUGCGGCUAGUUCAGAUUCUUGCAGGGUGUCAAAAAUCAAACGAAAAUAUACUACCAUGCAACGAAAUAAGCCUGUGAAACGGCCUCACAUCCCCGCAGAACAUUCAGAAUCAGAUGAUUCUACUAGGAAAAUUAGUUUGCGGUCAUCCCAAAAUGCAGACUCUCAACCACAGAAUGAGGCUAGUUCAGAUUCUUGCAGGGUGUCAAAAAUCAAACGGAAAAAUACUACCAUCCAACGAAAUAAGCCCAUGAAACGGCCUCACAGCCAUGCAGAACAUUCAGAAUCAGAUGAUUCUAGUAGGAAAGUUACUUUGCAGUCAUCCCGCAAUAGAGACCCUCGGCCACAGAGUGAGGCUAGUUCAUAUUCUUGCAGGGUGUCUAAAAUCCAACGGAAGCAUACUACCAUGCAACGAAAUAAACCUGUGAAACGGCCUCACAGCCAUCACAAAAUUUUGAAAGGUGAUAAGAAGUUAGACAACGAGGGCAUUAUGGUUGGAGAAUUAAGUUCCUCUGAUGAAAAAAGGCAAGUAAAUGGUUUGGACACCCUGGUUAGAACAAAACAGCAGCAGGAAGGGAGCCGAGUGUUUGUUCGCAAACUGCCUAAAUAUGUGUCUCUGAACUGUAUGGUAAAUAAACCUAACAGUGAAGAUGCUUGUAGUGGGGGUCCCCAUGUUGAUGCUAGCUUAAUUGCUACGGGGAUAACAAAUGAUAAUCGGAAGUUUCCUAAAAUUGUUCCACUUAAUCUGAUUCUUAAAAAAGCUAAGAGAUGCCAUGCUGUCAAACCCUCCUGCAAGACAGAAAAUAUCCACUCGUGUGAGGAAAAGGGUGCAGUUUGUUCUGUAGGAAAAUAUUCUUUUGGUAAUCGAAACUACAGUCCACAUACUGAAGAUGGAAUGCAGAGUUCUAGAAAGGAUAUGCAUUUGUCUAAUGCCUUGAGGCCACACGUUGAGCCUGACUGCAAACGACCCUCCAUUGAUCUUGGAGAAGGUGAGCCUGUAGGCCUAACACAUGUAGAGACAAAUCAGCUUUCAGGAUUUAAGAACCGAAGAUCAAGUGUACCUCUUAACAUGAUUAAGAGGUGUGAAGAAUCUGCAAAUGGAUCAGCAUGCAGUCCUUGUGGACUUCUAGCCUUAGAAGUGUAUGUUGGAAGGCACAAAGAAAGGCUUAGCUCAGAUGAUUCAUGUUGUGUUUGUCGAAUUCCAUACCUGGAGCCUUGCAAUCAAUUGAUGGAGUGCAGCAACUGCAAUAUCAAAGUGCACCAAGCUUGCUAUGGUGUUCUAAAAGUUCCAAGAGGUCAAUGGUUCUGUAGACCCUGCAAGGCCAUGGCCAAGGCCAAUACCCAGGACAUUGUUUGUGUUAUAUGUGGUUAUGGAGGUGGAGCUAUGACACGGGCAUUGAAUGCCCAAAAAAUUCUGAGAAGUUCGCUGAAAGGUCUAAGAGUUACAACAUGGUCAGAUAAAAAUGUGAAACAUAAUUCAUUUUAUGCUUCAAAAUCAAGAAGCUUGGGAAGUAUACCUGGUGUGGAUAAGCAGAAGUUGAUAGGUAGUGCACAUGAGGAUAACACUGUCAGAUGCUCAUGGACCGCAAACCACAACUCAAGUUUACUUGGUCCAAAGACGAUGCAGUGGAUUCAUGUGGUUUGUGGGUUGUGGACACCUGGUGCAAAAUGCCCAAAUUCUACCACAAUGAAUGCUUUUGAUAUAUCAGGUGCUUUACCUGGCAAGAUAAAUAAUGCAUGCUCAAUUUGUAACAGAACUGGGGGCUCAUUUAUGAUGUGCCGUGAUAUAAAUUGUUCAGCGAUCUUUCAUCCUUGGUGCGCACAUCAAAGGGGUCUGUUGCAAAGUGAUCCAGAAGGUGAGCAUAAUGAACAACUUGGUUUUUACGGGCGAUGCGUGAAUCACGCUACAAUUGAUCAUUCUCAUCGCGUUAAUCCUGAGAAUAAAUGCUUGAGAAGCAAUGGAUGGACAUGUGCACGUACAGAGGGUUUUAAAGGCAGAAAGGGCGAAGGCUGUUAUGGUUCUAAUUACAAGGAACCUCGAGUGAAGAGUAAUGAGUGCAGCGUUCCCCAAGAGCAGAUAGAUGCUUGGCUACGCAUAAAUGGAUCAAAGCCUUGCAUAAGAAGACAGUUAAAAGGAUGGAAGCAUUUGGUAGUUUAUAAAUCUGGCAUACAUGGACUUGGUCUCUACACAGGAGAGUAUAUACCACGCGGUUCCUUGGUCAUAGAGUACGUGGGUGAAAUUGUUGGGCAGCGUGUCGCUGACAAGAGGGAGCUCGAGUACCACUCGGGGAAACGGCAGCAGUAUAAGAGCGUGUGUUACUUCUUCAAGAUUGACAAGGAACAUAUUAUCGAUGCCACCCGCAAGGGUGGGAUUGCAAGAUUCAUCAACCACUCAUGCCUGCCAAACUGUGUCGCAAAGAUAAUUUCUGUCAGGAACGAGAAGAAGGUAGUGUUCUUCUCGGAGCGCCAUAUUAAUCCAGGCGAGGAAAUAACGUACGAUUACCACUUCAACCAGGAAGACGAGGGCGAGAGGAUCCCCUGCUUUUGCAGAUCAAGAAGCUGCAGGCGGUACCUCAACUAGUUGGCUGUUCUACCAUCUAUUUCUAGCUGUAUAUAAGAAGAGCCUCUACUUGCAUUUUGGGGAACUUUUAUUCCACGGUGUUCUUAGUUUUGGCCAUGACCCAAAACUUUCUAAUGACCCUGUAUUCUUGUGUGCCCACCGCCGCCGCCGCUGCUAUUGUCUUGAGUAUAAACUGUACAAGACAUUCCUUCAUAGAUUGGGAAGUUUAUCUGACA
This is a messenger RNA of Lolium perenne, 6635 nucleotides long. The record is from RefSeq and is a predicted model, not a curated record. Lineage: Eukaryota; Viridiplantae; Streptophyta; Magnoliopsida; Poales; Poaceae.